Gadus chalcogrammus (walleye pollock) is the source of this 616-nucleotide messenger RNA. Its product is annotated as VPS10 domain-containing receptor SorCS2-like. The transcript has 2 exons. Lineage: Eukaryota; Metazoa; Chordata; Actinopteri; Gadiformes; Gadidae. Bases 179 to 616 code for a protein of 145 amino acids. The record is from RefSeq and is a predicted model, not a curated record.
GUGACCACGCUGGCUCCACCGAUGCGUCCCACUCCCUCCCUUCCCCUUCUGUCUUUCUUCUUGCCUCUGUCCGUUUCUUUCACUCGGCAUACACAGUAGCACACACCUAUCAUCCAUCGUAUCUUCCGCACGCAUCCUGCUCGUUCUCGGCUCCGUUGUCCGCGCGUAAGAGCGCUUUAUGGUGGCGCACAGCAUGGCAACCCUGCACCUGAAAGGCUUCGACUCCUCGCCGCACCUGUGUGUGGUACUGCUGAUGAUCGCCUCGGUUUGGAUGGCAUGCACCGGACCUGUACACGGCGGCGACUCCGGGGGGUUGGCGUUGCACCGGAUUGACGGGGCGGACCGCGCGCUGGACAGCGGCGAUGGCGUCACGGACGGCGGAUCGGUGGAAGGGGGAGCGAUUCUGGAGCAUUUGUCCCGUUUGAGGAGAGCGGCGACGUCCCAGGGCAGAGUGUCCCCCCUGCUGAGCAGCUCCUCGUUCGUGCUCAAGGGAGAUGCCACGCACAACCAGGCGAUGGUCCACUGGACGGGGGAGAACAGCAGCGUCAUCCUCAUACUGACCAAGUACUACCACGCAGACUCCUCCAAAGUGCUGGAGAGCUCGCUCUGGAGGUAA